AUGGAUGGUGUCAGGGCAAUGAGUGAAGGUAUCAGCCCAGGCUUUAGCUUACCUGUCUUGGUUCAAGUACGAGACCUGCUUAGCGGCACGCAGAAGGUGUCUGACCCUGGUCGGAGAAUGGAAGGACUAGGGAAGGAUAAGGGAAGACCCAAAGACAGGGCAAGGGCACCGACAGUCGCGGUAACCGGGUCCGGGGGAGGAAGGAGAAGAUCUGCGAGCGUGGCUGCAAGCGGAGGAGGAGCGAUUGCAGUGUACAGUAGCGCAAGUGUUGAAUUGAACCGAAAUGUGACGCAACAGAGUUCUAACCUCUCGAGCCCAUCGGCUGGUGCCUUUUGGACUCACCUGUGGAGCGUGAGAAACAAAGACAAGGCAAGGCGAAGCCAAGAACCAGAAGACAACCUUGACAAGCAGAAACAGAGGCGGGAACCAAGCCUGGCGCCGGCAGUCGAAUUACUCGAAUAG
Fusarium redolens is the source of this 462-nucleotide messenger RNA. RefSeq lists its product as uncharacterized. NCBI's taxonomy places the organism in Eukaryota, Fungi, Ascomycota, Sordariomycetes, Hypocreales, Nectriaceae. The transcript is spliced from 3 exons. The coding region runs from base 1 to 462 and encodes 153 amino acids. The record is from RefSeq and is a predicted model, not a curated record.